Molecule: messenger RNA, 1820 nt
Organism: Ictidomys tridecemlineatus (thirteen-lined ground squirrel)
Lineage: Eukaryota; Metazoa; Chordata; Mammalia; Rodentia; Sciuridae
Product: histone H1.9
Biological process (GO): nucleosome assembly
Cellular component (GO): nucleosome
Molecular function (GO): DNA binding
Source: RefSeq, a predicted model, not a curated record
CUGUGUCCUGCGUGGUGGCAUGGUGCCUGCUGCUCUCAGCUCUGCUCCUCAGGAUUUGCCUUGGUCCUCUCUCUGUCAGCAGGAAGACUAAGUUCCUAUGGCUAACUUUUCAAGUCAAAUCCAGAUGGAAAACUCUAGAAAAAGAGGAGCCUUCACUUGAAUUUUUAAUUUUCACCACUGUCCUGGAACCCUGGGUCCCUUCGGAGGCCUGAUCCCAUCCAUCUCCUGGCAGGAUUUUCUAUAUCCGGAAUCUGAUUGACCAGGGAAGCAGAUUUCCCCGACAAUAUCCAAGCGACAUAACUGACCCAAAGCAGAAAGCAAAGAAAAGACUGGUCACAAGACAAAAAUCACAACAGAGACAAUUGAUCAAAUUUGGCACCACCACCACCACCCCCGCCACCAAAACUGAGGAAUGAAAUCCUCUCUGUGAAAUUUAUAUGGAAAAUCAUUGAUCUCAACUACCGGGUGGGGUGGGGGAGUCUGUAAAAUAACAAUGAACACAGAAAAUAAAAGCAAAGCCCUCUGAUUGCUUGGCAUAGAAAGUUGUUUUGAGGAAUAAAAUCAACUUACAUAGAUCAAGGAAUUUCAUUUCUGCUUACACCGGAAAGCACAUUUCCCCAUAAAAAUUAUGUUGGUAUAAUUCUGAUGUUUAAAUGUUUGUAUUCUCCCGACUCAGAGGAACAAAGACCCAGUGAGCAGAGAUGGUGAGAUCCAGCCGGUAGUUUAACGCUGAGGGCUGAGGACACCCUGCAGUCCUCUCAGGCACAGGUACAUAAGCGUGCACCCGGGCUGCACCCUUCCAUGUGGCCCCCACAAGACACAGCUCUCCCUCACAGGGCGCCUGGAAGGUCAGAUGCCCACACUUCAGACUCCCCUCCUGUCUGCUCUGCCCAGGAGGGAACUAUGGGACCACUGUGACCUCUGCAGGAUUCUGGUGGCCUCACAAUGCCUCCCUGAGGUCACCACAGAGAUAAACCCACCACCCCCUGACCCCACAGCACAAGACUGCUGAGGCCAACUGUGGGUGAUCAUCCUUGGUCCUCCUUCUAGCCCCCCCAGGGCAAGGCGAGGCCAAAGCCCUUCAAGAAAGCCUCUGAGGAGAACAGGAGCCAGGACGCAGCUCGCCCACCAUCGACAGCGGCACAGUGGAGACUUCCAGCCGCCACCCUGGAGGUCCCUGCACCUAGCUCCCUUCAGCCAUCCCAGGGAGAGAUGCAGAAAGACACCUUGCUGCAGUCCCCAUCCGUACCCUCGGCCUCAAACGCUGCCAUGGGUGGAGGCCGGCAGGCCAGCGCAUCAGGAGCCCCUAACAAGAGUGAGAACGCACACUGCACCUCCCCCAAAGCCCACCGGAAGCUCAGCAUGUCCAAGGUCAUCAUGAGGGCUAUGGCAGAAAAGGGGACACGCCACCGCGUAUCCCUGGCGGCUCUGAAGAAGGCUGUCACCAACAACGGCUACAACAUGGCCCACAACAUCUGGCGUUUCAAGCGUGUGCUCAAGAAGCUGGUGGACAACGGCAUGCUCCAGCGGGUGACCGGCAGGGGAACCUCGGGCUCCUUCCGCCUGGGCAAGAAGCGGGCCUCCAAGCUUAAGGCCAAGAGACGGCAGCGCCGGCGGCCGGGGCACCGCGGAUCUGGGCAGCGCCGGUCUGGACAGCGCAGGUCGCUACUGGGCUCCAAACAGGGCCACAAGCGGCUUUUCAAAGGGGUUCGCAGGGUGGCCAAAUGCCGCCGCCAUUAACAGAGCAGGGCAGCCAAGCAGGCAGGAGUGCCCGGUGCCACAGGCUCAGGGCAGUGAGAAUAAAAAGGAAUCCCAACUUA